Molecule: messenger RNA, 2013 nt
Organism: Westerdykella ornata
Lineage: Eukaryota; Fungi; Ascomycota; Dothideomycetes; Pleosporales; Sporormiaceae
Exons: 3
Coding region: 138-1991 (617 amino acids)
Molecular function (GO): ATP hydrolysis activity; ATP binding
Source: RefSeq, a predicted model, not a curated record
UCAUCGGUUUCCAAGGCACGCCGUAUCGAUAAGCGGCUGCGGGGCAACCUACAAAUCUGACCGUAAAUUUCUCUCGCCAUCACUCACUCCUCCAUCCCACCCUCCCGGACUCGACCGGAUUUUUCCUAUCACCCACCAUGGUAUCCGCAUCCAAAGCCGCCCGUCAGGCCAAGCGUGCCGCUGAGGGCAAGGAGCCCAAGAAGACGGCUGCCUCCAAGCUCUCUUCCCGCGCUGGCUCCAAGAACGCCUCCAAGGCUUCCUCUGUCAACGGCGACGAGAACCUCGAGCUGAACGAGGAGGUCGAGAAGCUUACUCUCCAAGAGGACGAGCACGGUCUCUCAGAUCGUGUCACGACCGGUGUGCUCGCCUCGCUCGAGGCGUCCCGCGACGUCAAGAUCACAUCCGCCUCGCUCGUCUUCCACGGUCGGGUGCUCUUCAACGACACCACCAUCGAAGUCAACUAUGGCCGUCGGUACGGUCUCCUGGGUGAGAACGGCUGUGGCAAAUCCACCUUCCUCAAGGCCAUCGACAAGCGCGAGUUUCCCUUCCCUGAGCACAUCGACAUCUACCUGCUGAAUCAAGGCGCGCCACCGUCCGAGCUUGGCGCCCUCGAGUGGGUUGUCCGCGAGGCGGAAAACGAGCUGGCUCGUCUCGAGAAGCUCGCCGAAGAUAUUCUGGAGAAGGAUGGCCCCGAGAGCCCGCUGCUGGAGGAACUCUACGAGCGUCAAGAAUCAAUGGACCCCUCUACCUUCCACACUCGCGCGUCUCUUAUCCUUACCGGUCUCGGCUUCAACAAGAAGACCAUCUCCAAGAAGACCAAGGACAUGUCCGGUGGAUGGCGUAUGCGUGUCGCCCUCGCCAAGGCGCUAUUCGUCAAGCCUUCGCUCCUCCUUCUCGACGAUCCCACUGCUCAUUUGGAUUUGGAGGCAUGCGUGUGGUUGGAAGAAUAUCUGAAGAAGUGGGAUCGUACGCUCAUUCUCGUCUCUCACUCCAUGGACUUCCUCAACGGUGUAUGUACCAACAUGAUCGACAUGCGCCACAAGCAACUCCUCUACUACGGUGGUAACUACGAUUCAUACGUCAAGACGCGUUCCGAGCAGGAGACCAACCAGCAGAAGGCGUACGAGAAGCAGCAAGACGAGAUCAAGCACAUCAAGAAGUUCAUCGCAUCAGCUGGUACCUACGCCAACCUGGUGCGACAGGCCAAGUCCAGGCAGAAGAUCUUGGACAAGAUGGAGGCCGAUGGCUUCAUUCAGCCCGUUAUCCCCGACAGAGUCUUCACCUUCCGUUUCGCCGAUGUCGAGAAGCUGCCUCCCCCGGUGCUGUCCCUUGAUAACGUUACAUUCUCCUACUCAGGAAAGCCAGAGGACAACCUGUACGAGAACCUGGACUUCGGUGUCGACAUGGACUCCCGGACAGCCCUCGUCGGUCCCAACGGUGUCGGUAAAUCCACAUUGCUCCGCAUCUUCACGGGACAAUUGUCGCCCACAUCCGGCUCGGUCUCUCGCCACACUCACUUGAAAUUGGGCAUGUACAGCCAGCACUCGGCUGACCAGCUCGACCUCACCAAGUCGGCCCUCGACUUCGUCCGUGACAAGUAUGCCAGCACCAGCCAGGACUACCAGUACUGGCGACAGCAGCUUGGCCGUUAUGGACUAAGCGGCGAGGCUCAGACUGCCAAGAUGGCCACGCUUUCCGAAGGUCAGAAGAGCAGAAUUGUCUUUGCCCUGUUGGCUAUUGAGGGUCCUAACAUGUUGCUUCUGGACGAGCCUACCAACGGUUUGGAUAUCCCGACUAUUGACAGCUUGGCGGAUGCCAUCAAUGCAUUCAGCGGUGGUGUUGUCGUCGUAUCUCACGAUUUCAGGCUUUUGGAUAAGAUUGCCAAGGAUAUCAUGGUCUGCGAGAACAAGACCGUGACGAAGUGGGACGGAACUAUUGGAGAUUACAAGAACUACCUCCGGAAGAAGAUGUUGUCUGCUGGUGCUGUCUAAGCAGGACUUUGAUGCUUCUCUU